UCAAAUUUUUUUACACGUUACUGAAAAAUUCAAAUGAGCGACACCUGCUGACAUGCGACAUUGGAAUUAGCGCAUAGGGAAAAUCUUUGGUAAACAUCUAUGGUCUCUCUGCAUAUUGUCGCACGAACUAAGUUGCACAACUAAAAUAUAAAUUUAUUAUGCUUCCAUAGCAAAUUUAUAUGGGCGAAAUAAUUCAGGACUUGACUUUAACUAUACAUGAUUCAACCGUCAUUUUGUUUGCCUAGAGCCCUGAACGACAGAAAAAUUCAGACGUACAUUGGUUUUGGACAAAUGAAAAGACAAAUGUACCAUGAAUUACAAAUUGUACAUAUCGUUUAACAGGUGACUUGAAUGUACCAAAAAGUUCACGUUGAUACUCUUUAUCUAAAAUUAAAAUAAUAAUUCUCUACUAUUAUUCGCAUUCUUUUGCGUUGCUUGGGGUGAAAAUUACCAAAUUACUCAUCCAAAUAAUAUCGUCGAGCUGUGCCAAAUACCGGGCCCAACAUGCGUAGCUCUGCAUGCCUCAGACGUCUCAAGCAUCUAUUGGCACGCGAGCAGCUACUGAACCUAUAUUGCUGUUACAGCCGUGAGUGCGAGUGGUUCAGGGUUGCAGUGGAACAUCAGUCCGAUCACUUCAUUGCAUGAACUGAUAUAUUGAGUUCAGCUUAUUGUUUCAGUUCAGUGGAGGAACAGUUGAGGGUAAUAUAGCACCUGAAAUAAAUAAAAACUGCGUGAAAAACAGCUGAACUUUUAAGUCAGUGUAAUCCUGAUGAUUAUUUAUUCGUCGACGCAGUGUGUGAGGUUGAACAAUGGAGACUGUGGAAGCGCCGUACAGAAUUGAUGUAACGGCUGAGGCUGGCAGGAGUCUUGUGUCUACGAGGAACCUCCCUCCAGGCUACCUUCUACUGCAGGAAGGCCCGGCAGUGCUGGGUCCUACGGCUCUCUCGGAACCCGUUUGUUUGGCAUGUCACUCCCCCACCAGUUUGUUGUUCCGAUGCCCUGGAUGUCAAUGGCCCAUGUGCUCCCAAACUUGUGCUGACCAUCCUACUCAUGCGGAUGAGUGUUCAGUACUAGCGCAGGAUACGAAAGGAGUUGGGAUUCCUGUGAACACAGACGCAACUCCGAGGUACGACCUCAUCCUGAUCUUACGGUUCCUCCUUUUGAGGAAAAAAGACCCUGAUAUGUGGGAAAAAUUGAUGGCCCUUGAAAGUCAUUGGCAGAAACGAAAAGCCGAGAACGAACCGCACCACAGUGCAGCUGUGCAGUAUUUUCUGAAGGUAUGCCCUAUGGAACACGAAGAAAAUAUUCUGCACAGAGUUCGUGGAGUGAUCAUGACGAAUUGCAUUAGCAGUAAAACGCUAUCAGGGGUCAGUUUACGGGGACUUUAUCCAACCAUAAGCCUUCUUAACCAUUCAUGUAAGCCUUCUGUUUACUUGCGUUCCGAUAAAGCAAAUCAUCUUUUCGUACAUUCCACAGUUGAAAUAUCGGAGGGCGAAUCGCUUCUCUUCAGCUACAUUGCUACAGGAGAUCCUUAUUGGAAACGGCAGAGAGAGCUGAGCGAUACCUACUAUUUCAAGUGCAGAUGUGAACGCUGCAUUGACCGCACAGAAAUGAACAUUCAUUUUUCGUUCUUGAGGUGUGAAAAGUGUGAAAAUGGAUAUGUUGAUCCGUUAUUUAACAAGAAAAAAUCUUACAAGUGUACAACUUGCAAAUAUUCCACGCAACAAGCGAAGGUUAUGCACACUUGUGUGAGUAUUCAAGCUUUAUACGGCAAAGCAGACCAGGUCCAUGACUGCCGUACUGCCAUGCAACUACUGAAGCUUGUGCACAGCAAAAGCCACGGAAACCAUUACACUUGGCUCGCGUGUGCCGGGCAUGUCAUCAAAUCACUCGCUCAAAAUUCUUCAAUUAACGCAUUGCGUCUCAAAAAGCAACUUUGGAUGAGGAUCAUUGAUAUUUACAGCGUAAUUGAGCCAGGAAUGACAAGGAGACGAGGAAUAUCCCUGCUGCACCUCGGCGCGGUGUCUCUACAGUUGGCUAUGUUGGACUGCAACGUCGGGCGCAUCUCGCGGCCUGUGAUGCUCAGACAACUGGCGGCGUGUCGCGGGACGCUGGACGAGGCGCGCGCCAUAUUACGUUUAGAACCGCCUGAUACUACUGAAGAAAAGUGGAUUAUGAUGGAGGAAAAGGAGCGAAGGAGACUAGAUGAGAUCAUGGAACAAACGCAAGAACUCAUUGAUGAAGAGUAUGGUACAGCACAAAUGAGAAGGAGUGAAGAAGAUAAUCUUUCACUCGAAAUUGGAGAUUUUGAAGAUACUUCUGUUAAAAAAGUAGACGAAUAUGAAGAGUCGUGCACUCGAUGAGCCCAUACUAACAGGAAAUUGCGUAUGGUUUUGUUUCAGAAGAUAAUUUCUGUAUUAUACGCCGAUAAAUUAUAUUUAUUACUAUUGACAGAAGUAUUAUCAGUAUUCUGGCUGAUAAGGAUGAGUGUUCUGUUCAAUUUGAGUCAAGAAUAUCUUAUCUUAAAGUGGAUAUAAAAUUACCGCCUCAGGGCUGGGCACAGCGGCUCAUUGUGUGCAAACAAUGUUGA
Hyalella azteca is the source of this 2590-nucleotide messenger RNA. RefSeq names its product SET domain-containing protein SmydA-8. The transcript has 3 exons. Lineage: Eukaryota; Metazoa; Arthropoda; Malacostraca; Amphipoda; Hyalellidae. Bases 810 to 2363 code for a protein of 517 amino acids. Gene Ontology annotation, molecular function: protein binding. The record is from RefSeq and is a predicted model, not a curated record.